Pelmatolapia mariae (spotted tilapia) is the source of this 1852-nucleotide messenger RNA. Its product is annotated as dynein axonemal heavy chain 12-like. Gene Ontology annotation, cellular component: nucleus; cytoplasm. The transcript is spliced from 12 exons. Gene Ontology annotation, biological process: intracellular signal transduction. Gene Ontology annotation, molecular function: protein binding. The coding region runs from base 1 to 1779 and encodes 592 amino acids. Lineage: Eukaryota; Metazoa; Chordata; Actinopteri; Cichliformes; Cichlidae. The record is from RefSeq and is a predicted model, not a curated record.
AUGGAGCUUGAUCGGUUCGGCAUUCACGAUGAGGAUGAUGAAGACGAUGCAGCCACUCAGUACAUGAUUGAACAGAGUCUGCUGGAGAGCAGCAAGCAGAAGGAGACGCACAGAAACGCCACAACGCGGGACGACAGGAGCAGCUCAGAAUCUGCAGACAUCAGCAAGAUCUUCACUGCUAUUAGACAAGGUAAUGAGAAGCUCCUGAAGGAUCUGUGUGUCAGACAUAAAGAGAGCUUUUCACUGGCAGACAGCAGAGGCUGGACACCUCUCCACGAAGCAGCAUCUCAGAGCAACCAGAGCAUCCUGGAGCUCACAUACAAAGCUUCAGGCCCAGACUCAGUGAAGUGUUGCACGCUACGAGGUCAGACUCCACUCUUCCUCGCAGUAGAACAUGGUCUUAUAGAAAAUGCCUCCUUCCUCCUCAAACAUGGAGCCAGCCCAGACAUCCAGGAUGACAACCAGGACUCCCCGCUAUUUGUGGCGAUCCGCUUAGACCGCCUUGACUUGGUGAAGCUGCUGCUCCUGCGUGGCUCCAACGUGCACCAGGAGGGUUGCCACGGCCGUCGGCCCCUCCACGAGGCCUCACGGUUCGGCAGAACGGAGAUGGUAAAGGUACUGCUGGAGGCCGGAGCGAGGCCCGACCCCCGCAGCCACUAUGGCCUCACGCCGCUGGCUCUUGCAGCUCAGGAAGGUCACCUAGAGGUGGUGCAGAUUCUGCUGAAGAAAGGUGCUGACGUCUUCUCUCAGGCACAGGACGAGGCAUCCAUCAUGUAUGAAGCAUCAGCGUCUGGUAAUCCAGCCGUCAUCAGCCUCCUGCUGGAAUAUGGUGCCGAUGCCAACGUUGCCAAACACACGGGACACAUGCCAAUCCACCGUGUGGCUCACCGAGGACACCUGGAAGCUCUGCAACUGCUGCUUCCUGUCACCUCUAUGAGGGAUAUAAAUGACAGUGGGAUGAGUCCCCUUCACUCAGCUGCUGCGGGAGGACACACAAACUGCAUCAAGGUAUUGCUGGACGCAGGAUAUGACCCCAACUACAUGCUCCACCCCUGGGUUCGCCGCAGCUACGAUGAUGAGAGGAAGUCAGCUCUCUUCUUUGCCGUCUCUAAUAAUGAUAUGCCGUCAGCAAAAUUGCUGCUGGAGGCCGGAGCCAUGACCAACCAGGACCCGGUCAAAUGUCUGCAGGUUGCACUGCGCAUGGGCAACUAUGAGUUGAUGGACCUGUUGCUGCGGUUCGGAGCCAACGUCAACUAUUACGCCAGGAUAAACACGACUCACUUCCCGUCAGCACUGCAGUACGCUUUCAAAGACGAGGUGAUUCUCAGGAUGCUGUGUAACUAUGGUUACAAUGUGGAGCGCUGCUUUGACUGUCCCUAUGGAAACAAACCCCACAUCCCUGAAGACUAUGAGGGAUGGAGCGACAGCGUGAUCAAAGACACUAUGUUCUGCGAGGUGAUCACAGUAUCCUGGCUGAAACACCUGUCGGGCCACGUGGUUCGUGUCCUGCUGGACUACGUGGAUCACGUGACCAUGUGCUCCAAACUGAAGGCGGUUCUGAUGGAGCAGAAGCAGUGGCCGGACAUCUGCAGACUGCAAGAAAACACCCGCUGCCUGCAGCAUCUCUGCCGCCUGCGGAUCCGCCGGAGUCUCGGCCGCCUCCGUCUCCGGUCCCAGGUCUUCAUGAGCUUCGUGCCGCUGCCGGAGCGGCUGAAGGACUACAUCCUGUACCGGGAGUACGACCUGCUGCGGGGCCGGUGGGGUGGCAAUCCGGGCUGAUAAUUUAGGGGCUAAAAGAGGAGCGUGUUAGGCUGACAUACACAUGUGCCUAGUUAGUUACAAAUAUAAUGCA